ACAUUCCGUCAAAAUUUUCUGGUGUAUAGUGAGAAAAAAAUCGUUGUUACUAAUGGAAAGCUCGUAAACCUUCAUCGAGAGAAAUAUAGGUGUUAAAAAUGUCUGGAUUUGACGACCCUUUUGGUGAAAAUCCCUUUGCUGAUCCUGCUAUACAGCAGGCGACAAGAGUAACAACAAAUAAACAAUAUUCUUUGGAAGAUUAUAAUCCUUUUGAACAAGAAAAUGUCAAACCUCAGUUACAGAUAAAUUCUGGUAAUAAUGCAGCAGUCGUCCAGCCUUUAUCGCAAAACGCCCCUCCUGCUGCACCAAGCACAAGUAUUCAAAUAACUACUGAAGAAUUGCAGCGUCGACAAGAAGAGUUAGACCGUAAGGCUGCCGAAUUGGAUAGACGUGAACAACAACUACAGGGAAACGUUCCACAACUGAAUAAUUGGCCCCCUUUGCCAGACAAUUUUUGCGUGAAACCAUGCUUUUAUCAGGAUUUCAAUUUGGAAAUUCCUCCAGAAUUUCAAAAACUUGUAAAACACUUAUACUACACAUGGAUGUUUUACACUAUGACUAUGGUCAUCAAUAUAAUUGGCGGCCUGAUUAUUUUGUUUCAUACUGGCAAAAUUACAACAUUUGGCUUGGCUUUAUUUUAUGCAAUGCUGUCCACUCCUGCAUCAUACAUUUGCUGGUUUCGACCGGCAUAUAAAGCCUUCCGCAAUGAUUCCAGCUUUAAUUUCAUGGUAUUUUUCUUCGUGUACUUCUUUCAAACUGUGCUUACAGUUUUCCAAGCCAUUGGCGUUCCUGAUACGGGGUAUUGCGGAUUUAUCAUUGCUAUUUAUCAGUUUAAUUCUUCAGCAGUAGGCAUAAUUGUUGGACUUCUUUUGCUUUGUAUAGCUUUUUGUUUUGCCACAACGGCCGCUGCUAAUAUAAUGAUGAUUACUAAGAUCCAUUCAAUUUACCGCAGCACUGGUGCCAGUAUGGCUAAGGCGCAGCAAGAGUUUGCAACAGAAUUUAUGAGAAAUCAGCACAUACAACAAGCUGCAUCUUCGGCAGUGAAUACAGCAAUAAAUUCACAGAUUAAUAACAGUAGAUACUAAAAACCAUAUUCGCAUAGCACUACACAUAUUAGGCAAGGGUUUUCUUUGCUUUUUAAAUGUUUAAAAUUUCUUCAAUUGUAAGUUACACUAUGAUUAUACAUACAGAUAUGAAUAAAAGCUUGUAAAAUACCCAGCAUAUGUCGAUCA
Messenger RNA from Ceratitis capitata (Mediterranean fruit fly), 1232 nucleotides. It is a transcript of the gene Scamp, whose product is annotated as secretory carrier-associated membrane protein 1. The transcript has 5 exons. Gene Ontology annotation, biological process: protein transport. Bases 99 to 1085 code for a protein of 328 amino acids. The record is from RefSeq and is a predicted model, not a curated record. Gene Ontology annotation, cellular component: trans-Golgi network membrane; recycling endosome membrane. Lineage: Eukaryota; Metazoa; Arthropoda; Insecta; Diptera; Tephritidae.